Messenger RNA from Dermacentor andersoni, 5393 nucleotides. Its product is annotated as monocarboxylate transporter 3-like. Gene Ontology annotation, biological process: transmembrane transport. The record is from RefSeq and is a predicted model, not a curated record. NCBI's taxonomy places the organism in Eukaryota, Metazoa, Arthropoda, Arachnida, Ixodida, Ixodidae. Gene Ontology annotation, molecular function: transmembrane transporter activity.
UGAUACCGGUAAAACGCUACUGUUCCUUGUCUUUUUUGUUCACGUUCAUCUGUACUUUGAGACCCCUUAUCAAUGCCACCCAACGCAAGUGGAUGCACGCCUGGUGAACAACAACCGUUUGAAUGGCAGAGCCCCAAAGGCUACGUUGGAACGCGCUGCUUGUCGGAGGCGCGGCAGAUGUGCGUAGUCUCAAGAUAUCACGCGGUCGUAAAGCAAGUGGGAUUUCUGCUGCCUUGAUCAGUUGCAACUUCUGACGAACGGGACCCAGCAGCCGCAUCUACACUACUCGGCCGUCUCCUCUUGCUGCAGGCAUGGCGAAGAGUGCGGCAUUCCUGAAGCGGGACCCGCGGUUUGGGGUCGACUCCCGCUGGAGCUGGGUGACGGCGGGAUUCCUGAGCUGGGUGCUCUGCGGGGCACUGAUGGGCCAGCAGGCGGCGGGCGUCAUCUUCUACGGCAUCAUCGAAGCCUUCGGCGUCACCAGGCAGCAGGCUUCGUGGCCGCCCGUCGUCAGCGGCAGCCUCGUCGCCUUAGCAGCCCCUGGCAUGGGAUACCUCUGCAGGCGUUUCUCGUGCCGGGCCGUGCUGCUCGUCUGCCCGCUCGUCGCUAGCGUUUCCGCCUGCGCCUGCUAUUUCGCCAACGAUGUCCUGUUCCUCAUCAUUGCCUUCGGGAUCGUUCACGGUACGGCAGUAUCCGGCGUGUACGUCGCAGUAAAUGUGCUCGUGUCGCAGCACUUCGAGAAGAGGAGGACGACCGCUUGCAGCAUGAUAUUUCUGAUGAGCGGCUUAAACUUCAUCUACGUUCCGCCCCUCACGGAGCUGCUACGUUCCACAUACGGCCUGCGAGGUAUGUUCCUCCUUUUCGGUGGAAUCAUACUCAACGCCUGUCCUGCUGCCAUUGUCCUGCGAAGCCCCGCCUGGAUGAAGCGACUAGACGUGUCUUCCGCCAUCAAUUGCACUGAAUCCGCCAAGCACGAGACAACAGAAACUUCGAGCCAAUACCUGCACCAUCCACGCGCGCUGCAAAACGAAAACGUGAUUCGAGAAGAAAGAAGCGACAUGCUGCGAAACCAGUCCAACACCGGCCUUGCUAAAUCUCCAGUUGUUCGUAAUGGCAUAAAACACGUGCUCUUAGGUACUGCACACCGGGAAGCCACGAAGCCUGCACAAAGGGAGAAAGGGGACACCGAAGGCUUCGUUUCUACGUUAAAACCAUUCGUUACCGUUCCUUUCGCCGUAAAUGCCUUGUCGUUCUCUGUAGUGGUGUUCGGACUAACAACGUUUCUUCUCCUUCACGUGGACAUGGCCGUGGACAGAGGCGUCCCGCCUGCCCGUGCGGUGUUCCUCAUGAACGCCUUCGCGGCCGGCGACCUCGUCUUGAGGCCCAUGAGUGGCGCCAUCAUUGACUCGGGACUGCUGACCCUCGAUACGGUGAUGCUCCUCGGCUACGUGAUCCAAGGCUGCGCCUUUGAGCUGUUCGUCUGGUUUAGAAGCUUCCCACUGAUGCUGGCGUGUUCGGCACUGAUGGGAGUCAGCAACGGAAGUCGCAUCGCUCUGCAGGCGCCAUCUCUCAUGAGGGACUUCGGAGUGGAGUCGCUGCCCGUCUUGAUGGGCGGACUGGUGUUCUGCGAAGGCUUCGUGCAUUUCACGAGGCCAUUCUUGUUCGGUUACUACCGAGACUACCACGGGUCCUACAACGGAAUUUUUCACGUCGUGGCUGUCUUAAAUGCUGCACUAGUAUUCGUGUGGUUCGUGAAAGUUAUCAUGACAAGGCGGAAAACGCAACGGAAGUCAUCUAUCGUAUCGGGGCUUUAAUUUAAAGGGAAGAAAAACAUCGGCAAAUUUGCUAGUUGAGAGGUUGUCUGCGCAAAUAUUGGAAGCGCUCAGUAAGGAAGCGUGUGCACAUUGGCCGCGCGACUGCUUGCAACAUGCCCCGAAGAUUAGCCCGUUCCUAAGUUCUAGCCUAAAAGGCUCCAACCUUGCGACUGGUAUGGUCACAUCUAUAGAUUUAUGUAGAUUAUCUGCAACCUUGUACGGGUGCCUCUGACUCUAGUACUUUCCGUGCACGUCUCUACACCCCUCUCUCUCCCUUCUCUCUUUUCCCCUUCUCCCUUCCACCAGCGUAGGGUUGCCAACCGGACUACUGACUGGUUAACAUCCCUGCCUUCCUUAUAGCCCUUUCUCUCUCAAUGUAUCUGCAACAUUCGUGGCACACAAAGCCAGGAGAGCGUUAUUUUAAUACCUCAAGUCGACGGGUCUUGGCGACGAUUCGUAUACUCUGUGCGAACCUUCAAAUGUGCGCGAAACUGCUCUUUCUCUCUCUCUCCUGUCUCCUCUCAUUCCUAUACCAUUUUCCCCGGAGCACGGUAGCAAACCGGAAGUGCGCCUGGUUAGCCCCCCCCCCUCUCUCUCUCUAUCUCUCUCUCUCUCUCUCUCUCUUUCUCCCUUUUUUUUCUUUCUUUCUUUCUCUAUCCGCAGCCUUUUAUUUAUUUCUUUAGUAGAGUACACCGGUGUAAAGAAAAUUGUGAGAGACUAGAUUUGAGCGUCCCUUAGGGAAGGAAACUCGUGUGUGACUUUCUCAAUUUCCGCGCUCAGUUUUCUCACUUUCGUGCUCGCACGCGUUCCCUUUCCAAGCAGUGAUACCCCGCGGCAUUAGUUUGGCGUGUCGAGCCUAUGCACAACCAACGUGCCGGGGUCAUCAAGCCGGUUUGAUUUUUCCACUUGACGGAUGCGCGGCUUACAUCUCCUCGCAGAGCGCACCCUUCGUCAGUGCCUCCACGUCACACCUGGUGGACUUGUCGGCGUCUUCCUUUCUUCCUGCUUUCCUCUUCUUAUUCUUAACGAUUCCUCGGCUUUCCUUUUCUAUGUCUUUCCAAUAGCCCCUCCGAAGCUGGCUUUGUGCCACUUGAGGCAGCUCUCAUUCGUUCUCCAGCUCAUUUACGGCGAAGCUGUUUAUGUGGACCCUGUGCCGUCGUUGUCGGAGUUCGCUAAAACUAUCAUCAUCAGCAAUGGCUCGAGCGUCGUCGUCUUCUUCCACAGCUGACCCCGUUGCCGUUCGUCAUUCUAGCGUUGAAUUUCACUUCUCUUCUGUCGUCGUAAUGGGGAGGCCGAGUUUACAGGGGUAUGAGAUUUGUGUAUUUUAAGUGUCGCUACGGUGGAGCAAUUGCCGGCAGCUACUGCAAGGCUAAUCCCACCAGUAGCCUACAACAACUCAACAAUACGGGGGUACGAGCCAUUGCUUAAGGGGGUAUGAGCCAUUCAUUGUCUUAUGUGACGGACAGAUUUAAUUUUGAAGCACUUUAAUUUUGAAGAAUCGUAAGCGGGAAUGCCGGGUGGAGGCUGCUGAGCACGCCGUGAGACAAAUUUGAGACAUCGAACGCAAGCGACAGCGGCGGACUGCGGGCAUACCGUCAAUACACUGCAUCAAAACGGCAAGUUGGGCCAGUUGGUUGGGAUUCAUAAUGGUUCGUUACAGCGCAAUACAAAACAAAGACACAAGAAGGUAUAAACCUUCCAUAUACCUUAUUGUGUCCUUGUGUUGUAUUGCGCUGUAACGAACCACUAUGCAUGCCGUCAGUGACGUCGUUCUCCUCGUCGCAGUCGAACGUGUGUGUAACCUCAUUAAGAAACACAAAGGCGUCAUGAUCGCCAAACCAAUCCAGUCAAUAGUCAAAACGAUUUCAGCGCCCGCAUCUCCAGUGGUGAGCCUUGCACCCCAUAUACGGAGCUUUGUAUUAGUCGUUCCGCACAUGCCAUCCCAGCUAUAACUAUGGGAAGACCACUGGGCGGAGCAACUUACACGCGAAAAAAAAAGCACGGCAGAAUGCAAACACAAACCUCACGCGCAAAAAAAAAAAAAGAAGAACGGAGAGAACCACAGGAAAAAAAAGCGCUCCUAAAGCAUGUUCACCACGCGAAGCACACAAAAGCGAAAAUGAGGUGAAAGAAUGGUGAAACAAAAGAUUAACGAUAUAGACUGCUCGCGACGUUUCACUUGCAUGGUGCAACACUCGAUGUAACUAACACAGUUUCGCUGUUCGACCAUCUUCACGGACUGAAAGGCCGGUGAUUUUUUUUCUAGCGAAGCUUUCUUUCAUUCCCCCCUUACCCCAGCACAGAGCAGCUGGCUAGAGGAAUGUACCUCAGGUCAACCUCUCCGCAUUUCGUAUCAUUAAACCUCUGUCUCUCUCUCUCUAGCUCUCUCUCUCUCUUUCUUUGCCUCUUUGCCCCACUUUGCGCCUGCUGUCUUGCCGAGUAGACAGCAACUUGUGGCAUUGGCUGUGUCCCUAAAUAUACAACUUGGGUCAUUAUGUAUGUGCCCAUUCUGUAGGCCCAUCCCCACAGAACGGGCGUGAUCCACAGUGACACAAUGAGUAUCGAAGCCUAAUAUGUAUUCAGAUAUGUGUCGUGCUUCACUGUACGUACAUCUCUGAGCAACGUUCUUCCCUCGACAAGCCUCAUACAUCGCCUUCGUCCACCUGACACAGAGUGCUAACAGCUGCAGGCGACGAGAACGUUCGCAUGUCAUCCGCCACCGCCCUCAUCCGUACGCGUGUCAUCCCAAGAACUUGUUCUUGGGCUAGUUGAUGUCUGAGCCCACUAAACAUGUUUCCGGCGCAAAGCAUGGUAAUUGAAGGAAGGGGAACAGGUAAGAGAUAGAGGAGCGCCAAUUACCAACUGUUUAUUAACUAACGGUCAAAGGCACAAAACAAGGAAGACUUCUGAGCACGCGCAGUAGAGCGAUAUCGUGACGUCAGACGUGCGAUCACAAAAGACGUUUAUCAAAAAAGCACACUUCUAAGGUAUACAGAGUGAUGGAAGUUUCACUAAUACAAGCGGACCCUUUUCUUUGUAUAUAGAGAAUGAUUCUAGAAGUUACCUCGCCGCUUGAUCUCUUCUUUUGCCGAUAAUCUUAACUUGCGCAAAGCGCGGCACACAUGAGCAAGUUAUACAUGGCGCAGGAAGGUGCGCACCAUCCCAUUUUCCGAUGCUAUUAUCGUGCUCCCUCAGCCGGUCAUUAAUAGAACGUCCAUUUUGCCGCAGCCCAGCGGAAUUUCAUAUGCAACACCCUCGGCACAACGCCUGAAAGGUUUUGCGUGCCUAUUUUGGCACCCUCGCGACUGAACACGAGAGCUUCGCUCCUCUGUUUCUUACCUGCCACGCUUCUUUUCAUGUUCCGUGCUUUGCGCCAGAAACAUCUUUAGCAGGCGUGUAAUUCCUUUUUUCCUCUUCUUGGGUUUUCACACUUCCUCUGUCUUCUUUUCGUGCGCCCUUUCCAUCGCCUGCGCUACGCCUUGCUUCGAUCGGGCCCCUUUUAGGGGCACUUGCCAUCCAUUUUCAGGCUCUUUCGUUUGUGUCGUUCACUUCGAAUAAUAAUAAAGCGUGGUUCCAACCAGA